This is a messenger RNA of Ostreobium quekettii, 786 nucleotides long. The record is from the annotation of a GenBank genome assembly. Lineage: Eukaryota; Viridiplantae; Chlorophyta; Ulvophyceae; Bryopsidales; Ostreobiaceae.
AUGUGCAAAAUGCCUGACUUUGUCUAUAUCGAUGCAAACAGCAAGCUACGAGUUCGUUGUUCACAGAAACAAGUGUCCCUGUGGGACAGAUUGUGUGCACCUGUUGCCACCCUGCCAACAGUGGAUAGACUGCAAAAGUCAAGCAUCGUCAGGACUGGCAUCCCACACCAACUGGCCUUGUCACUGUCUGCACGCCAGGUGCUUUCGGAAAUUCUGCAGCAAGCUGCCCGUCUGGAUUGUCCUGAUGCUGGUGCCAAAACUACCCGUCGCCUCAAAGGCGUCCUACCACCAUUGACAGACGCAGAACUGAGGAGAUGGAGGGCGCAGAUCGCUUUGGGCGGACUUGGAGCCCUUGCAGCAGUUCCCAGACUGCAUGUCUCCACCCAUAGGAUCGGGGAAAUCUCACAAGUCGGCUUCCAGAAACAAAGAGGUGAUACGAUGUCACCUGCUGCAAGGGAGGCUGCCAAGCGUCAGUUUAUGGUGGGAUUGAGGAUGAUCAUGUAUGGCUCUGCUCUUGGCGUGCUUGGCGUUGUUGGAGUUGGGACAUACCUCUGCCACACCUUCCAAAUCACAAGUUUAGAGGACUUGCGGCAAACACUGCGAAGCAAGGCUGCUCCUUGUGGAGAGCUAAUUCAUGAAGAAAUGGCACCUUUUCGAGACUGGGCAAGGGCAUUUGUGAGCACAUGGCAGAUGAAGCCAGAAGGCGAAAAUUCGGAUUCCCAAGUUGUUCACUACGAUACAGAGUUUUCCCGAGCCCUGAAGCAGCGAUUCCGAAGUAGAACGUAG